AAACACGGUUUCGGGCCUUUCGGCGCUUAAAGACGACAUCGUUUAAAGUAUUUUAUACAAGCCGGCGCGUUGAAGCCGUCAUCUCUCUCAACCCCCGUUCUCUCUCUAAAACCAGUAAACCACACACACAAGUGCGUGAUCUAAGUGUGCGCUGAUUUGAUCUAGUAUUAGUAAGCUUGAAUUAUUUUAAGGAGGAAAAUUUGGGCCUGCAAUGGGUAAUUUGGAUUCUGAAGGAAGUGACACUGAUCUUGAUUUGGAAAGUGGAGGGACUACAAGUGAGGAGGAUGGUAGGAUAGUCCCUGAUCUUAGUGCUGAGCAUGGGAAGAAAGUCUUGCGGAGGACAUGGAGUGGAUUUGUGGGACUAAACAGGUCUGCAAGGGUUGGGAAUGGCUUAAAUUCAUAUGAUGAAGUGUCCAUUUCUGGUCGGGCUUCUGCUGAUAAUGUCAAUAUAAUAUCAGACCAGUUGGCCAGAGAUGUUGAUUCACUGGAAAAGAAGAUUAGUAGAGAGAAAAAGAAAACCUCAAAUUCCAAAAACCCUUCUAAACCACCUCGACCUCCGAAAGGUCCGUUAUUGGAUGCUGCUGAUAUGAAAUUUGUCAAAGAAUUUUCUGAGCUGGCUAGGUUGAAGCGUAGAAGGGUUGAACGAAUGAAUAAAUUAAAGAAAAAGAAAUCUGAGCAAGAAUCAUCAUCUUGCUCGAAUGUUAUUGCAAUGGUGGUAACAUGUGUCUUCGGCUUUGUUAUUAUCUUCCAUGGACUUCUUGGUUCUAACGUAUGACUCAAAUGAAGAGUGUUCUUUGCCAUUAAGCUCAGAAAACUUGGAAUCAGCCUCGAGUUUGGAUGAUGUGCUUCUGUUGGACUUGAUACUCAAGUAGCUUUGCAGAUUUGUUGUAAUGUUCAACUGGUUAAGUUUUGUAGAAUAGGUUACGAAGAUAUCGACAAUAGUUUUAAAGACUGAACUUAAGCUCACUAUGAACAAAGGGCUUUUUCUGUAAAUCCAUUUCUUUUAACUUGCAUUUAAUCUUUUCCUUGCUGGCUCCCAA
Daucus carota subsp. sativus is the source of this 1040-nucleotide messenger RNA. RefSeq lists its product as uncharacterized. The record is from RefSeq and is a predicted model, not a curated record. The transcript is spliced from 4 exons. Bases 212 to 775 code for a protein of 187 amino acids. NCBI's taxonomy places the organism in Eukaryota, Viridiplantae, Streptophyta, Magnoliopsida, Apiales, Apiaceae.